Molecule: messenger RNA, 4004 nt
Organism: Westerdykella ornata
Lineage: Eukaryota; Fungi; Ascomycota; Dothideomycetes; Pleosporales; Sporormiaceae
Product: carbamoyl-phosphate synthase
Exons: 6
Coding region: 207-3713 (1168 amino acids)
Biological process (GO): UTP biosynthetic process; 'de novo' pyrimidine nucleobase biosynthetic process; L-citrulline biosynthetic process
Cellular component (GO): cytosol; cytoplasm
Molecular function (GO): aspartate carbamoyltransferase activity; metal ion binding; dihydroorotase activity
Source: RefSeq, a predicted model, not a curated record
GUCUGAAUAUUUCCCUGGAAGACACUCUUUUUUUGACUCUAAGUGCUGGGCCUUAAGCUCGACCGUCCUCAAUUGACCUGCCCGCCCGCAGACUCGUCUCGCCGUCUCGCCGUGCCUUGUCGACGACGCUCUGGUACUCCUUUGCGCACCCGGACGUCAAUAGAGCCUGCAACCUUUCUCAGGUACUGACCGCUUGAGACGCAGGCAUGGCACUCUGCGGGCGCCUGGCACGCCGCACCACCUCCCUCGCGGGACAAUGCAGGUCGCUGAAUCCCUCAAUUGCCUCGAGGGCUUUCACAUCGCGGGCCUCGAGGCCGAUAACAACCUCGUUGCGCACUCAGUAUGAGUCCCCCGCUGCGUACAGACAAUUGCGAGCCUUCUCCAAACUCCCUGCGAAUUGGAAUAAGACUCAGGAGGCGCCCAAUGCCCAGGCAUACCUGAACAGCGGCGCAAUCGCCGGGGCCCGGGAUCUGGUGGACGUGAAGAAGGUGCUGGUCAUUGGCAGUGGUGGUCUUAGCAUCGGCCAAGCAGGAGAAUUCGACUACUCAGGAUCGCAAGCUCUCAAGGCUUUGAAAGAAGCCGGUGUCCGUUCAGUGCUAGUCAACCCCAAUAUUGCGACCAUUCAAACCUCGCACGUGCUCGCCGAUGAAGUCUACUAUCUCCCAGUCACCCCUGAAUACGUCGAAUAUGUGAUCCAGAAAGAGAGGCCUGAUGGAAUCUUCCUCAGCUUUGGUGGUCAGACCGCCCUGAACUUGGGUGUCAAUAUGAACAAGAAGGGCAUCUUUGAGAAGUACGGCGUCAAGGUUCUGGGAACGAGCAUCAAGACGCUCGAGACUAGCGAGGAUCGCGAUCUGUUCGCUCGCGCUCUCAAUGAGAUCAAUAUUCCCAUUGCGGAGUCCAUUGCUGUGUCUACCGUCGACGAGGCGCUUGAUGCCGCCGAGAAGGUCGGAUACCCUAUCAUUGUCCGCGCUGCCUAUGCCCUGGGUGGCCUUGGAUCCGGUUUUGCGAACAAUCCGGAGGAGCUGAGGAACUUGUCUGCCCGCUCUCUGACUCUCUCGCCCCAGAUUCUGGUGGAGAAGUCUCUCAAGGGCUGGAAGGAGGCGGAAUAUGAGGUCGUCCGCGAUGCCAGCGAUAACUGCAUCACUGUCUGCAACAUGGAGAACUUCGAUCCCCUCGGCGUGCACACUGGCGACAGCAUCGUCGUUUCUCCCAGUCAGACUUUCAGCGAUGAGGAAUACCAUAUGCUCCGAUCCGCCUCUAUCAAGAUUGUCCGUCACUUGGGCGUUGUUGGCGAGUGCAAUGUUCAGUACGCGCUUCAGCCCGAUGGCUUGGACUACAGGGUCAUUGAGGUCAACGCUCGUCUCUCUCGUUCGUCUGCUCUUGCUUCCAAGGCUACCGGAUAUCCCCUUGCCUAUACCGCGGCCAAGAUUGGUCUCGGACACACUCUCCCUGAACUUCCCAAUGCUGUUACCAAGACCACGACUGCCAAUUUCGAGCCCAGCUUGGACUACAUCGUCACCAAGAUGCCCCGUUGGGAUCUGAGCAAGUUCCAGAACGUCAAGCGCGAUAUCGGCAGCUCCAUGAAGUCGGUUGGCGAGGUCAUGGCUAUCGGACGUACCUUCGAGGAAUCCUUCCAGAAGGCCUGCCGACAGGUCGACCCCAGGUUCUUGGGUUUCCAGGGCGACAAGUUCGAGAACCUCGACGAGGUGCUCCAAAACCCCACGGACCGUCGCUGGCUGGCCGUCGGUCAGGCCAUGUUCCACGAGGGUUACUCCGUCGACAAGGUGCACGAGCUCACCAAGAUUGACAAGUGGUUCCUGUACAAGCUGCAGAACAUUGUCGACUGCACCCGCGAGCUCGAGGAGAUUGGCAGCCUCUUCGGUCUCAAGAAGGAGGUCAUUCUCAAGGCGAAGAAGCUCGGCUUCUCCGACAAGCAGAUUGCGAAGGCAGUCAACAGCACUGAAGACGAGGUGCGCGCGCGCAGGAAGAGCUUCGGAAUCCGCCCCUGGGUGAAGAGGAUUGAUACUCUGGCUGCAGAGUUCCCCGUGAAAGAUUCGAACUACUUAUAUACCACUUACAACGCCUCAUCGCACGAUGUCACGUUCGAUGACCAUGGUACCCUUGUCCUUGGAAGCGGUGUCUAUCGCAUUGGAAGCUCUGUGGAGUUCGAUUGGUGCGCUGUUCAGGCUACCCUCGCCUUGAAGAACUUGGGUAAGAAGACUGUCAUGAUCAACUACAACCCGGAGACCAUGUCUACCGACUAUGACGUCCCCGAUAAACUCUACUUCGAGGAGCUCAGCUAUGAGCGUGUGAUGGAUAUCUACGAGCUGGAGUCCGCCAGCGGUGUCAUGGUGUCUGUGGGAGGUCAAUUACCCCAGAACAUUGCACUCAAGCUGCAAGAGUCCGGAAAGGCCAAGGUUCUCGGAACGGAUCCCGCCGACAUUGACAAGGCCGAAGAUCGUCACAAGUUCUCCUCCAUUCUGGACUCCAUCGGUGUUGACCAGCCCGCCUGGAAGGAACUCACCUCCUACGAGGAGGCCCAGAAAUUUGCCCAGUCCGUUGGCUACCCCGUCCUUGUCCGUCCCUCGUACGUCCUUUCGGGCGCUGCUAUGACUGUCAUCCGCAGUGAGAGCGAGCUCCGCGACAAGCUCACUGCCGCAGCUGAGGUCUCGCCUGACCAUCCCGUUGUCAUUACCCAGUACAUCGAAGGCGCGCAGGAAAUCGACUGCGAUGCUGUUGCCUCUAACGGAAAACUCCUCGUCCACGCUAUCAGCGAGCACGUUGAAGAUGCGGGUGUCCACUCUGGCGACGCAACCCUGGUCCUGCCACCCGUGAACCUCGACGAGAGCAUCCAGAAGCGGGUCAAGGAAAUCGCUGAGAAGGUCGCCAAGGCCUGGAACAUUACUGGACCUUUCAACAUGCAGAUCAUAAAGGCCUCCGAUCCUGAGGGUGGCGAGCCCAAGCUCAAGGUCAUUGAGUGCAAUCUCCGUGCUUCCCGGUCCUUCCCCUUCGUCAGCAAAGUCCUGGGUACCAACUUCAUCGAUGUAGCUACCAAGGCGCUUGUCGGCCGUGAUGUUCCCGAGCCUGUCGAUCUGAUGGUACAGAAGAGGGAUUACGUCGCCACCAAGGUGCCGCAGUUCUCAUGGACCAGGUUGGCGGGCGCUGACCCCUUCCUGGGCGUCGAGAUGGCUUCGACCGGUGAAAUGGCAUGCUUCGGAAAGGAUCUAAUAGAUGCGUACUGGGCAUCUGUCCAGUCGACCAUGAACUUCCGUCUCCCCCAGCCGGGUGAGGGUCUCCUUUUCGGCGGAUCCAUCGAGACGGACUCCCUUGUACAGAUUGCGAAGUAUGUCAACCCUCUCGGCUACAAGUUCUACGCCGCGAACAACGAGGUCAAGGAAUUCCUCGAGAGUAAGGCCGGUGUCAAUGUGGAGGUGAUUGACUUCCCCAAGGAGGAUAAGAGGGCGCUUAGGGAAGUCUUUGAGAAGUACGACAUCAAGGGUGUGUUCAACCUUGCCAAGUACAGGGCCAGCUCGUUGGUGGACGAGGACUACGUCAUGAGGAGGAAUGCAGUCGACUUUGGUGUCCCGCUCUUCAUGGAGCCAAAGACUGCCGUCCUCUUCGCCAGAUGUAUGAGCGAGAAGCUCCCCAAGAAGGAGGGCAUCCCCAGCGAAGUGCGGUCGUGGAGCGACUUUGUCGGCGGAAGGCCGUUAUAAGAAAAUGGUCCGUCGUACGGAGGAGGAAUAAGAAGAUAGAGACAUUCAGCGAAGCAAGAAGCAAUAUACCCUGUGGGUAUUAAGAGAAGAGCAGCAUCCGAACAGCGAAAGCGUUCUUGUACAAAACCAUUGUGGGCCAGUUUUUCCUCCAAGUUUCCAAGGUGGGAGUUUUGGAGCCUUGGUCUAAACGAUCUGCUAAAGUGUAGGUAGGUAGCGAGGAACGAGUGUUACUUGCGGGUGUAUGUUUAUGUAAUUCUGAUAUCAAUACAUAUAAGUAUGGUCAAAAUUGAC